Molecule: messenger RNA, 2120 nt
Organism: Suricata suricatta (meerkat)
Lineage: Eukaryota; Metazoa; Chordata; Mammalia; Carnivora; Herpestidae
Gene: ASRGL1
Product: asparaginase and isoaspartyl peptidase 1
Exons: 7
Coding region: 150-1076 (308 amino acids)
Molecular function (GO): asparaginase activity
Source: RefSeq, a predicted model, not a curated record
CCGUCGUGGCGAAGCGGUUGCGAACCCGGCGGUUUUCCAGACGGGCUCGCGGAGGAGCUCGACCGCGCACGUUCGGCAGCCGGCGGGGCGGCUCGGCGCAGCCUGAAGCCCUGGCGUCCGCGGCCCGCGGCGUCCUCGGAUCUAUCGACAUGAAUCCCGUCAUCGUGGUCCACGGUGGCGGAGCCAGCAAUAUCUCAAAGGACCGGAAAGAGCGGGUGCGCCAGGGCAUCAUCAGAGCUGCCACCGAGGGUUACAAAAUCCUGAAGGACGGAGGGAGCGCAGUUGACGCCGUGGAAGGAGCUGUGACCGUCCUGGAAGAUGACCCUGAGUUCAAUGCAGGUUGUGGAUCUGUCUUGAAUGUAAACGGUGACGUGGAAAUGGAUGCUAGUAUCAUGAAUGGAAAAGACCUGUCUGCAGGAGCUGUCUCUGCGGCCCGGGGGAUAGCAAAUCCCAUCAAACUUGCACGGCUUGUUAUGGAAAGGACAACUCAUUGCUUUCUGACUGACCAAGGCGCAGCAAAGUUUGCGGCAGCCAUGGGGGUUCCCACAGUUCCUCAAGAGCAGCUAGUGACGGAGAGAAACCUAAAACGCCUGGAAAAAGAGAAGCAUGAGAAAGGUGCUUUCAAGUCCGACUGUGAAAAAAACCUGGGAACUGUGGGCGCCGUGGCCUUGGACCACAACGGAAACGUGGCCUACGCAACCUCGACGGGGGGCAUCGUGAAUAAAAUGGUCGGCCGUGUUGGGGACACGCCGUGCAUAGGAUCUGGAGGUUAUGCUGACAAUAACAUUGGCGCCAUUUCAACCACGGGGCACGGGGAGAGCAUCCUGAAGGUGAAUCUGGCCAGACUCACUCUCUUCCAUGUAGAACAAGGAAAGACUUUGGAAGAGGCUGCCGACCUGUCACUGGGUUACAUGAAGGCAAAGCUGAAGGGUUUGGGCGGCCUCAUCUUGGUCAGCAAAGCAGGAGACUGGGCGGUGAAGUGGACCUCCGCCUCCAUGCCCUGGGCGGCCGCCAAGGACGGCCAGCUGCACUCUGGAAUUGACCUUGACGAGACCAGUGUCGCCAACCUGCCCUAGGGCCCCCGAGGAGAUUGGAUGCUGGGUGCCGGCCUGGAGGGCAAGUCCAGCUUUCCCGUAUGGAGACUUCACUUAAUCAAUUAGAUCUAGAAAUGGAAACUUACGCGGUCUGUCACUGUUUUGUCGCCUUGAUCCAUGAGUAUCUGAGUGUUUGGUUGAGGGGCGGAUCCAAAAGUGCCCAGAGAAACACCCCUGUUAAGGUCAGAGGAAGACCAGCGCAGAUGACCAGGGCCCGAGCCUUCCUCGUGAAUCGGCCCCGGCGUCCUAGCUUAGAAAGCAGAAAUGACAUCAGUGAUGUGACAGCAGCCGCCUGCGCGCAGGGAGCGCUGUCGGGGAGCGGGAGACCCCCAGCGGCGUGGGGUGGGGGGCGCGCAGGCGGCUGCUCCCGGGGCUCCCAUGGUUGCAGGCUCUCCACGGGACCCAGUGAAGGAGCCAGCAGCGUGUCUGAAAGUGCACAGAGGCAGCAGAGUUCAUGGGCCAAGGGCCUGUGAACCGCAGAAUGUCGCAGAGUUCAUUUUGAGGCUGAAAAAGUUCAGGGGGGAAAAAAAAGAAAAAAAAAGUUCAGGAAAAAGAACCUGGAAGGGGAUAAACUGAUGUUCCUAAGAAAGUUCAGGUCUCCGCUGACUUACUAACGUAGACAUGUUUGCAGGUACUUUGUAAGUGCCCCCGGGGCACACCUCCCCCGCCCCGGAAGUGAAGGGUCUCACUUGGAGCUGUGGAGCCCCUGCCAGCCUGGGGGUCCUCUUGGGCCGCCUCGGGAACCCGCCCACCUGGCGUCUUCCAGAAGCCUCCGCUGGCUGCGGGCCCUCUCCGGGUCCUCAUGCCCGGUAACGGGGCUCCCGACCUUGCUGCCUUGGCCGUGACCGGGAGGGGGCGGGGGCAGUAAUCUCCUCGUUGGAGGCCACUCCCGUUAAUCUCUCUUUACACUGGAAAUAGCAUUUCUGCUGUGAUGAGUUUUUAGUCUUGUCAGGUCUUCUCUCUGGAAAGAAACUGCUUACCUUAAAAUUCCAUGUGCCACUAAUAAAAUCUGUUUUGAAAGAAUAA